ACCGGCGACGAGUCGGCUCCGGGAAACAUGAAGCUCUGGAAAAAGGCCGUCGGUGCUAUCAAAGAUAAGAAUAGCAUUGUGGUGAUCUAUAUUUCCAGGAGGCAUUCCUUUAGAAGCCCUGAUCUUGAGGCAGCCAUUAUAAAGGCCACAGACCACGAUGAAUGCCACAUAGAUAAAAGGAAUGCGCAGGUCGUGUUUUCGUGGAUCCAAACGUCGCCGGUUAGUCUACUCCCUAUUACGUGGGCGUUGUCUAGGAGGAUGGAGAAGACUCGGAGUUGGGUGGUGGCCAUUAAAGGGUUGAUGCUCAUGCAUGGCAUUUUUUAUUGUAAGGUGCCUGUCGUUGAAAUGAUGCCGCGUUUACCGUUUGAUCUUUCGAGUUUCAGCGAUGGACAUUCGAAGCCUGACAAAUCCUGGGGUUUCAAUAGUAUCAUCCGUGAAUACUUCACGUUUCUAGAUCAAAAAGCUUCCAUUUUGUUCGAGCAAGAUAACAGUAACAGUAAAGGUGAUCGUUCGUUAAUGGUGCAACAGCUUUUGAGACUGCAGACAUGGCAAUCUUUGCUUGAUUCGUUGCUCCAAAUCAAGCCACGAGCGAAGAAUAUGAAGGUUAGAUUGAUCUUGGAAGCCAUGGAUUGUGUCAUCGUCGAGAUAUUCGACGUCUACGGUAUAAUUUGCCGCGACAUCGCAAAGGUUUUGCUGAAGAUAUAUUCCAUUAGCAAACAGGAAGCUGCCUUGGCGCUCAAGGUUCUUCAAAAGGCAACGAAACAGGGAGAAGAGCUUUCCCUCUUCUUCAAGUUUUGCAAGGAAUAUGGAGUCUCAAACGCUGGUCUAUUCCCCACGGUCACUCAGAUUCCCGAACAAGAAGUCGAAGAACUCGAGAGAAUAAUCGAUGGGGCUUCGGUUUCGGACAAGACAUUAAAGGACAGCAACGAAUGUUUCAAGGAGAAGAACCAGAUGGAAAUGGCAACAGUUUUGGAAGAACACACGAAGGGGACCUUGAAAACGAUAAUUACAAACAAAUGGGUGGUUUUUGAUGAAGAAAACACAAACAUCAACGAACAACAAUAUGGUUUCUCAAAUGAAAUCAAAACUGUUGCAGGAGGAGAUGUUGCUGCUGCUAAAGAUCUAUUACUUCCUCUUGUACCCGUUCACAAUGCACAUGCUUAUAAUCUCUAUGAACUUCCAGAUUUAAUUAGUCUUUAGCAGUUGGAACAUUAACAUUCCAUCAAUUCUUUUUGGAUUAUGUCUUAAUAAAACAAAAAAUAAAAGG
Molecule: messenger RNA, 1267 nt
Organism: Hibiscus syriacus
Lineage: Eukaryota; Viridiplantae; Streptophyta; Magnoliopsida; Malvales; Malvaceae
Product: putative clathrin assembly protein At1g25240
Exons: 1
Coding region: 28-1200 (390 amino acids)
Biological process (GO): clathrin-dependent endocytosis; vesicle budding from membrane; clathrin coat assembly
Cellular component (GO): clathrin-coated vesicle; clathrin-coated pit
Molecular function (GO): SNARE binding; 1-phosphatidylinositol binding; clathrin heavy chain binding
Source: RefSeq, a predicted model, not a curated record